Phoenix dactylifera (date palm) is the source of this 2604-nucleotide messenger RNA. Its product is annotated as protein REDUCED WALL ACETYLATION 1-like. The record is from RefSeq and is a predicted model, not a curated record. NCBI's taxonomy places the organism in Eukaryota, Viridiplantae, Streptophyta, Magnoliopsida, Arecales, Arecaceae. Gene Ontology annotation, cellular component: Golgi apparatus. Gene Ontology annotation, molecular function: acetyltransferase activity. Gene Ontology annotation, biological process: xyloglucan metabolic process; plant-type secondary cell wall biogenesis; xylan biosynthetic process.
AGCUCGGAUUCGGGGAGGACCAGAGAUCUUAGUAAGACUUUCUGCUCCACAGUUCCUGGAAGGCGGUGCAGAGUUACCGGGUGUACGGCGGACCACUGCGAGCUCUGCCAGCCACCUUUCUUGACCCUUGUCUAUCCUCACGAUCACGUUGAGCUAAAAUGCUCCAACCGGUGAAUCUAUCUCUCCCUCUUUCCCGCCGCACAAUCUCUCUCUCCACGUUUCCGAUGAACUCACCGCGAAUUUUGUCUGCUCUGAUCGUCCAAUAAGGACACUAGGGUUUGGAGUAGGAUUCGGUCGGCGAAAGAGGACUUUUUUCUGAUUUGUUUUUUUUUUGGGGGGGUUUCUGAGGUGAAUGCUGGACCUAGAAAUGCUCGAUUACUCGAAUCUCUUUUCUUGGUAGAGUUUCUUCUUUGUGGCUCUUCCGCGGUCUUCUAUGGAGAUUUCAGGGCCCAUCACUGCCGGACAGGUGUCGCUGCUUCUCGGAUUCAUCCCGAUGUUUGUGGCAUGGGUGUAUUCAGAGCUGCUGGAGUACUGGAAGAACUCGAGUUCUUCAAAACUUGGCAGGAUUUCUGAUGCCGAUUUGGUUGGAUUGGACGUCAGCCCGCUCAGUGAAGAAGCUGAAGUUCAGUUAUUAGAAGGUCUCUCAGCAUCUUCUUCAAAACCUCGCAAAGCAAUUUCAGGCCUUGUCAGAUUUUUUUGGAUGGACAAAGAUUUCUUGCUAGAGAACCGUUUGACAUUACGAGCCAUAUCAGAAUUUGGAGCUUUCUUGGCUUACUUUUACAUAUGCGAUCGUACAAAUCUCCUUGGAGAAUCAACAAAGAAUUACAACAGGGAUAUUUUCCUGUUUCUCUACUUUCUUCUCAUCAUUGUUGCAGCAAUGACUUCUCUUAAGGUCCACCAUGAUAAAUCACCAGUCUCAGGAAAAUCCAUACAGUAUCUCAAUAGGCAUCAGACUGAGGAAUGGAAGGGGUGGAUGCAGGUACUGUUUCUGAUGUAUCACUACUUUGAAGCAAAAGAAAUUUAUAAUGCAAUUCGUGUUUUUAUUGCUGCCUAUGUGUGGAUGACUGGCUUCGGGAACUUCUCUUAUUACUAUGUCCGGAAGGAUUUCAGCCUUGCACGGUUUGCUCAGAUGAUGUGGCGUCUUAAUUUCUUCGUGGCAUUUUGCUGCAUUAUCCUUGAUAACCAUUACAUGCUUUAUUACAUUUGCCCCAUGCAUACCUUUUUCACUCUAAUGGUUUAUGGUACACUUGGACUUUUAAACAAAUAUAAUGAGCAUGGGUCAGUUAUCGCAGUCAAAAUCACAGCCUGCUUUCUUGUUAUUAUUCUGGUAUGGGAGGUUCCUGGUGUGUUUGAUAUUGCGUGGAGCCCAUUUGCAUUCCUUCUAUCUUACCAAGACCCAGAUCCUUCAAGAACACAAUACCCACCCAUGCAUGAAUGGCAAUUCCGUUCAGGCCUCGAUCGCUAUAUAUGGAUUGUGGGAAUGAUAUAUGCCUACUAUCAUCCAACAGUCGAAAGGUGGAUGGAGAAACUGGAAGAAACUGAAGCAAAGCUGAGAAUAACAAUCAAAGCAGCGAUAGCAACAAUUUGCCUAAUAAUUGGUUACUUCUGGUAUGAGUAUGUUUACAAGCUGGACAAGUAUACCUAUAAUGCAUACCACCCUUACACGUCAUGGAUCCCAAUAACUGUGUACAUUUGCUUGCGGAACAUCACUCAGCAAUUCCGAGGCUAUACCCUUACGCUCUUUGGAUGGCUUGGAAAGAUAACAUUGGAGACUUAUAUAUCUCAGUUUCAUAUCUGGCUGAGAUCAAAAGGGCCUGAUGAACAGCCUCGAAUGCUGCUGUCUCUUAUUCCCAGUUAUCCAAUGCUCAAUUUCAUGCUCACCACUGCCAUAUAUAUCACAGUUGCACAUAGAAUAUUUGAAUUAACGAACAACCUGAAGAUCGUGUUUCUACCGAGCAGGAACAACAAGCGCCUCACAUAUAACCUAGCUGCAGGAGUUAUCAUAUCAAUAACCUUGUAUGCUUUGUCCUUGGUGCUACUCAACCUUCCAAAGAUGCUGGUAUGCAUGCGCUAAAAACUGAAGUGCAAAUAGACUACAUAACAUUUGAUUGCAGCAGAACCCAAAGCUCCCAAAUUAAUAUUUCAUGAUGAGUUAUAUGAUCUUGCUAUCUGUCUACUUGCAUGCAGGCAUAAGAUGUCUGUGUUUGGGUUACCCAUUGGAAGUAACAAAUCCUGAAUGGUCAAUUAAAUGUUGAUAAUGCUUAUUGUUACAUACAGGAUCUAUGAUCGUUUUGUGCGGAAUAUGAUCUCCAACUGAGGUGUCUGUGGAGCAGCCUCCAAGCUUCUUCCUCCAUAGGAAGGCUAGGUGCUGAUGUACUUCUGUAUCUCAUAUGUUGUGAUGUAAUAAGUGAAAAUCAGUAUAAAUACUGUGUUUGUACUUCAAAUAUCCUUAUUGUAUAAAGCAUAGCAGCAGGAAUUGUUCUAUUCUGUAAAAGUGGGUAUCAUAUCAUCAUGAGACCUAGAAAGCAAUAAGUGGAUGUCCAUGUACCAACAUCAGAACUCUAAGAAUGCAUAAUCUCUGCUGCAGGGGUCAUAAGAAUCUCA